Molecule: messenger RNA, 770 nt
Organism: Coffea arabica (coffee)
Lineage: Eukaryota; Viridiplantae; Streptophyta; Magnoliopsida; Gentianales; Rubiaceae
Source: RefSeq, a predicted model, not a curated record
GCGGGAAUGGACAAAGCUGGGAAUCGAUACUUUACUCGAAUGGAAGAAAUUGAUGGUGUCAGUAAUGAAAGAGAAACGAUGGGUGGUAUUCAAAGGAGAGCAGGAACCAACUUCAGUUCCAGUCGAAUGGAUAUGUUGGCUGAAUGGACAGCGAAAGAUAACUCCUACGCCUGAGGAAAUGGCUGAGCUUGAGGCUAGACGGGAACGUGUUAGACUCAAUGUUGCUCUUCUCAAGAAAGAAGAGGAGGAAAGGGGGGCCAAAGGUCUUAGUCAAGAAGCUGCUAAGACUGGUAAAGUUGUAGGGCCAGACUUGAAGAGUUUUAUCCGGCAGCUCCCAGUUACUUCAGAAGGUGAUGGACGUGGGGAAGCACUUGAUGCAUCAGGGAGGGCCUCCAAAGCAACUGAUUCAGAGAAGCAACCACCAUAUGAAGUUAGACAAAAACAAGAAGAUUCUUCCGAGCCUACGGGAACAGGUGAAUCGUUCAGACCAGGGACAUGGCAACCUCCAACAUGACUACGUGAUACUACUAUAUGCUUUACCAUCGAGUGAUGAUGGGUGGUCAUUUUGUGAUUUUUGCUCCUCAAAGAUCGUCUUUUUCAAUUAUUUCCAAGGGGGUUUUAACGCCAAAAUUUUGACCCUUACAAUUACAUGGACAAUGACAUGAAUUUUCUGAGCUCUCUAGUUAACUGGGAGGCUGAAUGUGUAUUUGCCCUUUUACAGUAGUGUAAAUCGUUUGUUACAGUGGCGAUGAAUCAUCUCUUCCCUGCAA